AAGGGAUAAACAGUCGAUGGAAGAGUAUUAUAACUCUGCUCUUUGUAUUGAAACUUUUUUAGAAAGGCAUUGAGCCUUCUCAUUAAAUAAAAUCCCAGCUAUCUAAAAAAAUAAAAAAAUGCUCAGUAGCUUAGACCAAAUUUCCCGCUAAAGGUUUAAAUUGGGAUCGCUGAUAUCCCAAUUAAAAUCCUAGUUUUUCUUUUAUUAAACUAAAUAAACAUCAAUGGCAGUAGCAGUUCUUCCGAUUCUUCAAUUCGAAGAUAAAAUUAUCGAAACAGUUGAACAAAAUUCAGUAGUAGUUGUAAUAGGAGAGACUGGUUCAGGUAAAAGUACCCAACUCUCUCAAAUCCUACAUCGAAGAGGGUACACAAAUUCUGGAAUUAUUGCAGUUACUCAACCUCGCAGAGUCGCUGCUGUCUCCGUUGCCAGACGAGUAGCCCAAGAACUGAAUGUGCUGUUAGGCGAGGAAGUUGGGUACGCUAUUCGAUUUGAGGAUAGAACAACGGAGAAGACUAAGAUUAAAUAUCUUACUGAUGGAGUUUUACUCCGUGAAAGCCUUUCAGAUCCAGAGCUAAAGCAAUAUUCAGUUAUCAUAUUGGAUGAGGCUCAUGAAAGGAGUCUAAACACUGACAUUUUGUUGGGAUUGGUGAAACGAUUGAUAAAGAUGAGGUCAUCUAAUUUAAAGGUUCUGAUCACUUCAGCAACUCUGGAUGGUACCAAGGUAUCGGAGUUCUUCUCCAAUUGUCCUGUUUUGACUGUCCCUGGGAAGUUGUUCCCUGUGGAGAUAUUGUACAGCAGCGAGCGCCCUACAAGCUAUCUUGAUGCUUGCUUAAAUAAGGCUCUGAAUAUACACACCCGACAACCAGAAGGAGAUGUGUUAAUAUUCAUGACAGGGCAGGAUGAUAUCGACAAAUGCGUUAAAAAGUUGGAGGAGAGAGUUCAAAGUUUAGAAGAAGGAUGCUGUAUGGAUGCUAUAAUUCUUCCACUUCAUGGUUCUUUACCACCUGAAAUGCAGGUGCGUGUGUUCAGUCCGCCCCCACCAAACUGUAGGCGGUUCAUUGUUGCCACAAACAUUGCUGAGACUUCUUUAACAGUAGAUGGUGUAGUGUACGUUAUUGAUUCUGGUUAUCUAAAGCAAAGGCAAUACAACCCAUCAACGGGCAUGUACUCUCUUGACAUUGUCCAGAUCAGCAAAGUGCAAGCUAAUCAGCGUGCAGGGAGAGCUGGAAGAACUUGUCCUGGAAAAUGUUAUCGGCUGUACCCCUCGGAUAUUUACCAUGAGGAUUUUGCCGAAGUCACGAUCCCUGAGAUACAACGUUCUUCUCUUGCUGGAAGUGUGCUUUAUUUGAAAUCACUCGACCUUCCUGAUAUCGAUAUCCUCAAAUUUGAUUUCCUCGAUCCACCCUCACGUGAUUCUUUAGAAGACGCUCUGAAACAAUUAUAUCUUAUCAAUGCAAUUGAUGAAAGUGGAACUAUUACACAAAUUGGAAGGACAAUGUCUGAGUUGCCACUAGAACCUUCACUUUCGAGAACCCUGAUCGAGGCAAAUGAGUAUGGUUCCUUGUCCCAGGCCUUGACUGUGGUAGCCAUGCUAUCAGCAGAAACGACAUUACUUCCCACUCAGAGUAAGAGUAUUGACAAGAAGAGGAAACAGGCUCCUUCAGAUUUACCAGACGGUUCUGGAUGGGGUGAUCACAUUCAGUUGCUCCAAGUGUACGAGGACUGGGAUCGAGCCAACUAUGAUCCACGUUGGUGCACAGAUAAUGCAUUGCAGGUACGAGGGAUGAUGUUCACCAAGGAUGUCAGGAAACAAUUGUCUCAAAUACUGCAGAAAAUAUCAAAAGGACCACUGGAUGUGCAAACAAAUCGAAGACGACGAGAAAGCCGACAAGAUUAUAAAAACUUAAGGAGGGCUUUAUGUGUAGGUUAUGCAAGCCAGUUGGCCGAGCGAAUGAUUCACCAUAAUGGUUAUAGAACCCUUGGUUUUAAACCACAGCUUGUUCAGGUACACCCAUCUUCGGUUUUGAAGGCAGAUGAGGAUGGGAAGCUACCCAACUAUGUGGUGUACCAUGAACUUAUUACUACCUCUCGUCCUUUCAUGCGCAAUGUUUGUGCAGUGGAGAUGUCGUGGGUCAUGCCGAUCUUACAAAAACUUGAGAAAAUAGAUGUAAACAAGCUCAGUGGUGGAUUUGCUACUCCUGAAGAAUCUUUGCAGGAACAAGUCUCAGAUCUUCCAAAGAAAGAAGCUGAUAUUGUCGAUCCACUUGACCGCAACAACCAAAUUCUAGCUGCCCGAGAACGUUUUCUUGCUCGAAAGUUGAAGAAGUAACUUUAUUGACCUGGCUUAGUUCUUCUGGAGUUCCUUCAAGAGAGGGUUUCUAGUCUUUUACUAGUGUCUUCACUGAGAUGAGACAUUAUCGAAUUUUCCCCAAGAGUUGUAUGAUUGUUAGAACCAAAAAAGAUGUAAUACCUUUCCAUCUGUACCAUAUAGCAAGAUUAUCUUCUUCUUUUUUUCUGCAUACUUUUGUACAUAACUACAUUUAGAAGAUGGGAAAUAAACAAGAUAUCUACUGAGUCUUACCUCCA
Messenger RNA from Papaver somniferum (opium poppy), 2586 nucleotides. RefSeq names its product probable pre-mRNA-splicing factor ATP-dependent RNA helicase DEAH4. The coding region runs from base 224 to 2329 and encodes 701 amino acids. Gene Ontology annotation, cellular component: intracellular anatomical structure. The record is from RefSeq and is a predicted model, not a curated record. The transcript has 16 exons. Gene Ontology annotation, molecular function: ATP hydrolysis activity; RNA binding; ATP binding. NCBI's taxonomy places the organism in Eukaryota, Viridiplantae, Streptophyta, Magnoliopsida, Ranunculales, Papaveraceae.